AUGGCCGGCGUCGCCGGCGCACUCAUGGCACCCUCAUUUCCCAUCCUUGCCGCCAUCAUCUUCCUGAUCUCCGCCGUGACCAGCCUGCAUGCUUCUGAUCAGAUCGGCGGCGACGGCGAUGGGAGACAGGUAUACAUCGUGUACAUGGGGCAUCGAUCGGUGGGGGAGUCGCCGUCGUCGGAGGGUAGACUAGGCUUCUCUGCUGCCCACCACGAGCUGCUCAACAGGGUCCUCGACGACAGCUCCGCUCACGAGAGGAUCAUCUACAGUUACCAGAGGAGCCUAAGUGGAUUCGCAGCCAGGCUAACAGAAGACGAGAAACAAAAGCUCUUCGGCACGGAGGGUGUCGUGUCCAUCUUCCGGAGCAGAACGCACCGGCGCCCUCUAACGACAAGAUCAUGGGACUUCCUAGGCUUCCCUAAGACGUCAAAGCAAAGCCUUGAGCUCGAGGGAGACGUCAUCAUCGGCAUGCUCGACACCGGGUUGUGGCCGGACUCCCCGACUUUCUCCGACGAGGGCUUCGGCCCGCCGCCCAGCAGGUGGAAGGGCGCCUGCCAUAACUUCACGUGCAACAACAAGAUCAUCGGUGCUCGCGCGUACCGUCACGGAUCCACGGAGGGGCUGUCACCGGUGGACACCGUCGGCCACGGCACCCACACGGCGUCGACCGUGGCGGGCCGGGUGGUGAGCAACAUAAGCCUCGGCGGCCUGGCUGCAGGCACGGCUCGCGGCGCCGUACCGGGCGCCAGACUCGCCAUCUACAAGGUAUGCUGGGAGGACUCGUGCAGCGACGCGGACAUGCUUGCGGCGUUCGACGACGCGGUGGCCGACGGCGUCGACGUGAUCUCCUUCUCCAUCGGAAGCAAGCUGCCGGUCCGGUACUUCGAGGACGCGGCCGCGAUCGGCUCGUUCCACGCUAUGAGGGGCGGGGUGCUCACUUCGGCCGCGGCCGGGAACUCCGGGCUGGACGGCGGGCGCGUCAGCAACGUCGCGCCGUGGAUACUGUCCGUCGCCGCCAGCAGCACCGACCGCCGGCUCGUCGACAAGCUGGUGCUGGGAAACGGCAAGACGAUCGUGGGGGUCUCCAUUAAUUUCUUCCCCAAGCUGAAGAAAGCUCCACUUAUUCACCCAAUCAACGGUUCUUGUGAACCAGAGUCACUGACCGUGGCAGGACGGUCAUACAAGGGGAAGAUCUUGCUCUGCGCCUCUUGGAACAAUGGCAGCGGCCCGGCCGUCGUCGGCGCUGCCGGCGUAGUCAUGGUCACCUACGAGCCCGACGUGGCGUGGCAGGUGACCCUCCCUGGCGUCAUGGUUACCCAGGAUCAGUUCAAUGGAAUCUUGGCCUACGUAAACAGAACCCGAGCUGAAAUGGAGAAACAUCUUGAUGUUUUCUUCAGUAAUCCUGUGGGCACCAUCCACACCAGCGAGGCAGCCUUCGACUCUGAAGCCCCCAUCGUGGCCGGGUUCUCUUCUCCAGGUCCCAACGCGAUUACUCCUGGGAUCUUGAAGCCUGACCUGUCGGCACCGGGGAUCGACAUCCUGGCGGCGUGGUCACCGCUGUCACUGGUGGCCGGGAGAAGCGUGGCGUACAACAUCGACUCGGGCACGUCCAUGGCGUGCCCCCACGCGACCGGCGCCGCGGCCUACGUCAAGUCCUUCCACCCUGACUGGUCGCCGGCGAUGAUCAUGUCAGCUCUCAUCACCACAGCAACUCCAAUGGACCCGUCACGCAACCGCGGCGGCGCCGAGCUCACAUAUGGCGCGGGGCAACUCAACCCGGCGCAGGCGCGGGACCCGGGCCUCGUGUACGACGCGCGCGAGGGCGACUACGUGCGCAUGCUGUGCGCCCAGGGGUACAACUCCACGCAGCUCCGGCUCGUCACCGGCUCUGACGACGCCACGACCUGCCACGGCGGCCGUAAAGGGUCCGCCGCCGACCUCAACUACCCGACGAUGGCCUUCCACGCCGUGCCGGGGAAGAACUUCACCGCCCGCUUCCCGCGCAGCGUCACCAACGUCGGCGUGCCUGGAUCCGUGUACGUCGCCAAGAUUGCUUCCUUCACCGUGACGGUAUCUGGCGCGCUGCACAACGGGAACGAGUAUUUCUCGGCUGCUGUCGUGUGGUCCGACGGUGAACGCCAGGUGCGGAGCCCGGUGAUUGUCCAUACUGUGGAGGCUUAA
This is a messenger RNA of Lolium rigidum, 2181 nucleotides long. Its product is annotated as subtilisin-like protease SBT4.9. Lineage: Eukaryota; Viridiplantae; Streptophyta; Magnoliopsida; Poales; Poaceae. The transcript has 11 exons. Bases 1 to 2181 code for a protein of 726 amino acids. The record is from RefSeq and is a predicted model, not a curated record. Gene Ontology annotation, molecular function: serine-type endopeptidase activity. Gene Ontology annotation, biological process: proteolysis.